Lemur catta (Ring-tailed lemur) is the source of this 513-nucleotide messenger RNA. RefSeq names its product 40S ribosomal protein S18-like. NCBI's taxonomy places the organism in Eukaryota, Metazoa, Chordata, Mammalia, Primates, Lemuridae. Gene Ontology annotation, molecular function: RNA binding; structural constituent of ribosome. The record is from RefSeq and is a predicted model, not a curated record. The coding region runs from base 1 to 513 and encodes 170 amino acids. Gene Ontology annotation, biological process: translation. Gene Ontology annotation, cellular component: ribosome; cytosol; small ribosomal subunit. The transcript has 2 exons.
AUGUCUCUAGUGAUCCCUGAGAAGUUCCAGCACAUUUUGCAAAUACUCAACACCAACAUCAAUGGGUGGCGGAAAAUAGCUUUUGCCAUCACGGCCAUUAAGGGUGUGGGUCAAAGAUAUGCUCAUGUGGUGUUGAGGAAAGCAGACAUUGACCUCACCAAGAGGGCAGGAGAAUUCACCGAGGAUGAAGUGGAAUGUAUGAUCACCAUUAUGCAGAAACCAUACCAGCACAAGAUCCCAGACUGGUUUUUGAACAGACAGGAUGUAAAGGAUGGAAAAUAUAGCCAGGUCCUGGCCAAUGGUCUGGACAACAAGCUCCAUGAAGACCUGGAGAAGCUAAAGAAGAUUCAGGCCCAUAGAGGGCUGCACCAUUUCUGGGGCCUUCAUGUCCAAGGCCAGCACACCAAGACCACUGGCUGCCGAGGCCAUACCAUGGGUGUGAAACUCUAUAGGCCUCGAUUUUCAGAGCUCACCUGCCUCGACCACUCAGGGUUCAGCUGCCUCAACCAAUGA